Molecule: messenger RNA, 2041 nt
Organism: Solanum tuberosum (potato)
Lineage: Eukaryota; Viridiplantae; Streptophyta; Magnoliopsida; Solanales; Solanaceae
Exons: 1
Coding region: 635-1642 (335 amino acids)
Source: RefSeq, a predicted model, not a curated record
ACCUGGUGUGCUUCUUUAUGAAAGAUUCACCGGGCGGAAGUCCAAUUGAGUAUAGUGUGUGCCACCUGUUUGCCGAUGGAUAAGCGAACCGUACCGAGCCUGCCACUUCCUAACCCAGACUUCCAAAUCUAUCUGAUUAGCCCAUGGGCUGAAUUGGUCCUUUAGGUGGGAUUGAUCCCUGUACCCCUUCUCCCUCGGUUAGUAUUCGGAUAGUGUUCACACAACCGUCCUUUCUCUUUUCUCUUUUGAUUGGUGUUCCCUAUACUCCCAUUCUCCUUUUGGUGGAAUUCUGUCUCACCUCCAAUUAGCUUUUGGCCUCUAUUCCGGAGGUCGGGCUUCAUUUCGUAAGCGUAAGCUAUAUAAAGAGAGCCAUUCUAUGACUAUGAAGGGUAAGCGAAAAAAGGAAGUUCCUUGACCCGAUUCUCUAUUCAAUUCCACAAUCAACUCCACAAAUUGAAUAUCUUAUAUAAUUAAUAUAAGGCUCCAGAAAGAAAGGCAAGCAGUAGGCCUGGUUCACCAGGUUCUACCACUGCAGGGCCCAAUCAUAGUCAAAAGCGGAAAAGAGAGGAUUUGCAAGAAAAAGUCGAAUAGACUGACCUACGAGCAUAAGAAAGAAGAGGAAAUCUAAUUAUGUAUGAUGAGCUUGAGUCGAGUCACAAAAAGGGCUCAUCAUAGCCCUUUUAGAGUGACUUUCACGGUUAUGAUGAGCUUUUUUCUCCUAUUUCCAAGAUCGAAUUCCAGUUUUUUCUUAUGUAGUGGAAACGCCCUACAAUCUGAAGUUUUACGCUUCAGGCAAGAAAUGUUCUUGGUGGAUGCAGGACUUGGGACCCCCAGAAUUUGUAUGCAAGAUGAGCCUACAGGGGUGCCAAUCAACCGAGCCACCAGGUUUGAGAAUAGGGUGGGAUUCCUGGAUCUAGUGGCCGGUGAAUCACUGAUCAAAGAGCAGAUUUUGGAGAGAUUCUUCAUCGAUCUAGUGGCCGGUGAAUCACUGAUCAAAGAGCAGAUUUUGGAGAGAUUCUUCAUCGAUCUAGUGGCCGGUGAAUCACUGAUCAAAGAGCAGAUUUUGGAGAGAUUCUUCAUCGAUCUAGUGGCCGGUGAAUCACUGAUCAAAGAGCAGAUUUUGGAGAGAUUCUUCAUCGAUCUAGUGGCCGGUGAAUCACUGAUCAAAGAGCAGAUUUUGGAGAGAUUCUUCAUCGAUCUAGUGGCCGGUGAAUCACUGAUCAAAGAGCAGAUUUUGGAGAGAUUCUUCAUCGAUCUAGUGGCCGGUGAAUCACUGAUCAAAGAGCAGAUUUUGGAGAGAUUCUUCAUCGAUCUAGUGGCCGGUGAAUCACUGAUCAAAGAGCGAGCAGCCGCCAGGUUUAAUGAUUUGGUGGGAUCUACAGAUGUAGUGGCUGGUGAACCGCUUCUUCUUCUUCCACGAAGAUUCAGACAAAACCGAGCUUGGAUGGAACUGAACAAGAUUGAGCGAACGAAGGCAAAGAUCAAAGGCUUUAUUAUUGAGAAAGUAAAAGGAGGUUAUUCAGUAGCCAUCGCAGGUUUCAUUACUUUUCUUCCAUUCCGCCGCAGAAGGAAAAGGAUAUUGAAUAAUCAAUUCACCGUUGAGAACAUUAACCCCAAAAAGAAGAAUAUUGUGGUCUUCUAACCCAAAAAGAAGAAUAUUCUGGUCUUUGAAGGAAUGAAAAAAAGGAGAGACUGGUAGAGCUCCUCUUUGUCAGCGGCAUUCUACCUUCUAUCUAUCAACCAUUUCAUUAUGGAACUUUCUCCCGACAACAAUCAUUUUGAAAAUAAUGUGCAAUUCAUAGCCCUCGAUGAUCGGGCAAAUGUGAUAGCAAAUUUCUGCGAUCAAGUAUCUAGAAACAUGGAUGCAACUGGUCUUCAGUUGCCACCAGCAUGGACGUCGGUAAGAGAGCUUGCCGAGCAUGUCUGGCAUGUUAAUGAUGAAGAACUUGUGACUAUUCCUUAUGUCAUCCAUCUCACAAAUGAACUGGCCCGUGAGGACUUUCAAAGUGGAUGUAUAUGGCAGGAAUUUGUUGAUGAGUUG